Messenger RNA from Aspergillus japonicus CBS 114.51, 1655 nucleotides. Its product is annotated as MFS transporter. The transcript is spliced from 3 exons. Bases 140 to 1648 code for a protein of 502 amino acids. NCBI's taxonomy places the organism in Eukaryota, Fungi, Ascomycota, Eurotiomycetes, Eurotiales, Aspergillaceae. Gene Ontology annotation, molecular function: transmembrane transporter activity. Gene Ontology annotation, biological process: transmembrane transport. The record is from RefSeq and is a predicted model, not a curated record. Gene Ontology annotation, cellular component: membrane.
CAAUCUCCCCUCCCGCUCGGUGUCGCCACGCCCUGCGUAGCUUCCCACUCGGUGCCACAGUCCUAUUUUCCAUUGUAUCGGUUCUUACUUCCUGUCAGUCUGACUUCCCCAAUUUUGAGACUUUUCCGACCGUGGCAGUAUGGAGACUUCCCAGUCUCAAGGGCCAGUCCCCGCGACCGACCCUGCCCAAAGUAAAGAGGCCCCGCCGAUCAAGGAAUGUCCAGCCUCCGAGGCAGACUCUAACAUCAAUCUGGUGACCUGGGACGGCGAAGAUGACCCCGACAACCCGAAGAACUGGUCGUUCAAGAUACGAUGGAGGAUGACAGCCAUCGCCUCGACCUUCGCCUUCAUCUCGCCCAUCUCCACCUCCAUGACCGCUCCCGCCUUGGGGACUAUCGCGAAAGACCUGCACAUCCACCAUGCCUUCGAGCAAACGAUGAGCCUGUCGAUCUUCCUCCUGGCCUACGCUUUCGGGCCCCUAUUCUCCGCCCCGAUGUCCGAGGUCUAUGGGCGGCGCGUCAUCUUGCAGGGGUUCAAUCUGAUCUAUCUCGCCUUCAAUACCGCGUGUGGAUUUGCACAGACAGGGCCCCAGCUGAUUGUCUGUCGCUUCUUUGCUGGGUUUGGUGGAAGUGCGGCAAGUGUGAUUGCUUCUGGCAUUCUGGGUGACCUGUGGCGCAAAGAAGAACGAGGCCUGUCCGUCAGUAUCUACACUAUGGUCACUCUGUUGGGACCGACCCUGGGCCCUCUGCUAGGCGGAUUUAUCACUCAAUACAGCUCCUGGCGCUGGACCUUCUGGAGCGUGAGCAUCGCCGAUGGCCUGUUUCAACUAAUUGCCACCUUCUUCUUCCAAGAGACCUACGCUCCGGUGCUGCUGGGUCGCAAAGCAGCCCGACUACGCCAGGAGACAGGUAACACUUCCCUCCGCACCAAAUGGGAAGAAGACGACCUGAGUCUGCGUAAGAAGUUGCAGGUGGCCUGCACUCGGCCGUAUAUCCUGCUGGCCACGCAGCCUAUCUUCCAGGUGCUGACCCUGUACAUCUCCUACCUCUUCGGGCUGGUCUACCUGGCGCUGGCGACCUUUGCCGAGCUCUGGACCACCGAGUACCACCAGUCGAUCAGCACCGCCGGCUUGAACUAUCUCGGGUUGGCCGUAGGGUACAUCAUUGGCACCCAAUCUUGCGCCAUGCUGAUUGGCAUCGUCUACCGUCGUUUGGUGGCGGGCAACAAUGGCACCGCCCAGCCCGAGUUCCGCCUGCCGCUGCUGCUGCCAGGGGCCCUGAUGGUCCCCGCCGGACUGCUAUGGUAUGGCUGGAGUGCGCAGCAUCAUCUGCAUUGGAUCAUGCCGGAUAUUGGCAUUGCGCUGUUUGCAAUUGGGGUCAAGUAUGGCACGCAGUGCACCCAGUUGUAUGCCUUGGAUGUGUAUCCGACUUAUGCUGCGUCGGCGAGUGCGGGAGCGCAGUCGUUGCGCUCGCUGGCGGGGUUCACUUUCCCGCUGUUUGCCCCGUAUCUCUAUGACAAGCUGCACUACGGUUGGGGGAAUUCGGUGCUUGCGUUGGUCGGGUUUGUGAUCGGGGUGCCUGCCCCGAUUCUGUUGUGGAUCUAUGGGCCAGCGUUGCGGAGGAGAAGCCAGUAUGCCACGGGGGUGUAGAGUGGAG